This is a messenger RNA of Diabrotica virgifera virgifera (western corn rootworm), 1011 nucleotides long. RefSeq lists its product as uncharacterized. Lineage: Eukaryota; Metazoa; Arthropoda; Insecta; Coleoptera; Chrysomelidae. The transcript has 3 exons. Bases 329 to 943 code for a protein of 204 amino acids. The record is from RefSeq and is a predicted model, not a curated record.
GUCGCAGUAUAAAGGGCGACUAUGAUUAAGUUGUUCAGGACAUGGAAGGUAAAGUAAACAAGAACAAAGCUCAUAGUUUAAUUCCCUAAGGCUCAUGUUUGAUGCUAGUGUAUGACUUAAUUAUGUUAAUUAAAUCGUAAAGUAUUAAGUUUUAUUAAGUACUUUUAUAUCUUUCAAGGAAAAUCGAAUCGUUAUCAGUAUAUAAUUUUAUUAUCUAUGCGUUGAAUUUUAUAAACAACACUUCUUAUUGUAAUAUUAAAACAUUUCUAUCCUAUAUAUAAUUAAAAAAAAUGUUAGAGUACCAUUUUAUUCGUACUCAUAUACCAAGAUGAUAGCAAAAACGUUGUGUUUUCUUUUAGUGCUUUUCUAUGGUCACCAAGUUAAUAGUAGAACUACUCAAGGUGAUGUCGUUGAGUGGCAGGAUUAUAAUCCCGAUUCUAUCCCUGACGAUGCAAUCCCGUCUGGUGGCACAUUAGAUGGGCAGGAUAUUUAUAUUGGAUUAGUGCACUUUAAUAAUAAAGAAUUUGAAGGUUUUAUACCUACAAAUAUUAUCGGUGGACAAAAAUGUGUGCAUAUUCCUGUAGGUUUGGAAGAGAUUGAAACAGUCUGUGAUGACAUUAAGAUCCUAGUUGGAAAAAAUGAUUACAUAAACAAACUGUACUGGGAGAUUGCCAGACCUUAUUUUUUUGAAUCAUACUUUGACUCAGAUGAUUUUCGUCCUGUCCGAGCUGGAUGGGAAUCUCAUACUACUAGUUACAAUUCUUCGCUGUAUCUUGGAAAACAGUUCUUUGCUGGCAUGAAUUGGAUAGGAAAAAUAUAUAAUAGCUAUCCCAAGACAGAUGAAAAUGGUGCCGCUGUUUAUGUUUUCGAAAAUUAUUUCGAUCCAGAGGAACUCCUAGUUUUUAAAGGAGUUUAUUACGAACUUUUAUUAUUUAGAUACUAAAAAUCUUUAUUAUAUUAUUUGUGAUAUUCAGUCUUUUGUAACAAAUAAAUAACAAAACCAUAUAUUAA